This is a messenger RNA of Vicia faba (fava bean), 1095 nucleotides long. The record is from the annotation of a GenBank genome assembly. Lineage: Eukaryota; Viridiplantae; Streptophyta; Magnoliopsida; Fabales; Fabaceae.
AUGAACCAAACGUCCCUUUCACCUUCAAACUAUUGGCACCCCACAAAUCAACCAAACCUAAACCCUUUCACCACUUCACCCACCGCCUUCAAUCCAAUCAAAUCCCUUCGAUUCAACAACCAAAACCUCCUGGUCCUCCGUUCCGCCCUAAACCCUUCCUCCCAGCCCCCACCGGUCGUCGUCGUAGGCUCCGCCAAUGCCGACAUCUACGUCGAGAUCGACCGCCUCCCAAAGGACGGCGAAACCAUCUCCGCGAAAACCGGAAUAACUCUACCCGGCGGGAAAGGCGCCAAUCAAGCUUGCUGCGCCGCUAAAUUGUCCCAUCCGACUUACUUCGUUGGUCAGAUUGGGGACGAUGCUCACGGAAGCCUUGUGGCGGAUGCUCUCCGGGAGGGUGGUGUUCGUUUGGAUUAUCUUGCUGUUGUGCCGGCUGCUCCGACUGGGCAUGCCGUUGUGAUGCUUCAGGCGAGUGGGCAGAAUUCGAUUGUGAUUGUUGGUGGUGCUAAUGUGACUUUUUGGCCUGAGCGUUUGCCGCUUCGGCAUUUGGAGGUUGUUUCUUCUGCUGGGAUUGUUUUGUUGCAGAGGGAGAUUCCGGAUUUUGUUAAUGUUCAAGUGGCAAAGGCUGCAAGGAAUGCUGGUGUCCCCGUAAUAUUUGAUGCUGGGGGACUGGAUGCACCAAUUCCACAAGAAUUACUGGAUUUUGUUGAUAUUUUUAGUCCUAAUGAAAGUGAACUUGGUCGCCUUACAGGACUGCCCACUGAAAGUUUUGAAGAGAUCACACAAGCUGCUGUGAAAUGCCAUAAAUUGGGUGUUAAGCAAGUUCUUGUGAAACUUGGUGCCAAAGGAUCUGCCCUUUUCAUAGAAGGAGAAGAACCAAUUCAGCAACCAGCCAUUUUUGCUAAAACAGUCAUUGAUACAACCGGAGCUGGCGAUACUUUUACUGCUGCUUUUGCUGUAGCGCUAACGGAGGGAAAGUCCAAAAAGGAAUGCCUCAGAUUUGCCGCUGCUGCAGCUUCUCUUUGUGUUCAAGUCAAGGGAGCCAUUCCCAGCAUGCCUGAUAGAAAAUCUGUUCUCGAACUUCUUAAUCAUCAUUGA